This is a messenger RNA of Eremothecium cymbalariae DBVPG#7215, 6276 nucleotides long. RefSeq names its product formin BNI1 (gene BNI1). The record is from RefSeq and is a predicted model, not a curated record. Gene Ontology annotation, biological process: barbed-end actin filament capping; actin filament bundle assembly; mitotic actomyosin contractile ring assembly. Gene Ontology annotation, molecular function: small GTPase binding; actin binding. The transcript has a single exon. The coding region runs from base 1 to 6276 and encodes 2091 amino acids. NCBI's taxonomy places the organism in Eukaryota, Fungi, Ascomycota, Saccharomycetes, Saccharomycetales, Saccharomycetaceae. Gene Ontology annotation, cellular component: cell division site; cellular bud neck; mating projection tip.
AUGAAGAGAUCUACACAUUCCAAUAAGUCUUCGAAGGGGCAACAUUCACACUUUUCCAACGGGCAUGGUGGGACGAAUACACCGAUAAACGGUGGAGGUGGGGGUCUGUUUUCGAAUCUGAUGAAGCUGACGGGGAGCUCUUCUGCUCUAUCGCAGCAGCGGAUUGCGACAUCUGAUAUUUCUUCUCCAAAGAAAGUCAGCAUUCCGUCGAGUUUGGACCUGUCUACGGCGAAGCCGCUAAGCAAACAUAGCACGCUGAACACGUCCAGUCUAUCUCAGUAUGCUGAUGAGAUUGCGCAGUCACGUACUCCGUCGGGGCCGGUAAGUUUAGGGUCGCCAUCGAAAUAUUCCUACUCUAAGAGAUCAUCACAGUGGUCUGGUGGCAACAGCAAUAAACAGCUGCUGCUGCUGCCACAGCCGCAGCAUUCGCAGCAUACUUUAUCCCGACAGCCUACAAACCAGUCUAAUAACUCAGAUAAUUCAUUCUCUUCAGUCACACUGUUGCAGAAAAUCACGGACUCGGAUGGCAACUUGAGUUUGGAAAAGCCCAAGUAUCCUCAAGAGAUCGAGGAGUUAUAUCAGGAAUUGUUACAAAAGAGAAAUAUCCUCAACUCAGUUUCUGUGCAUAGCCAUAGAGAAUUAAUGGGAUAUGAUCUUGAUAAAAAAUGGUUGAUGGUUAAGCAGGAUUUGCAGGCGGAACUAAAGCGGAUGAAAAACAACGUCCCACAGAGUACUGUAGCGGAUCCCCUAUCAAACUCGGUACAUUUAAAAUCACCUCGAGGAAGCUUUUCUUCGAGCAACAUGUCGGCAAGAUCUAUUUCUCAAAACAGUGCCAAGCAGCUUGCUGUAUCGUAUGAUCCUUCGCAUUUAUCACCGGACCAUUACGUAAGAAAAAUCAUAUCAGAUAGAAUUACUGCGUAUGAAUUAAAUGAUCUUUGGGUUUCCUUAAGGACAGAGAGUAUAGACUGGGUAAUUGGUUUUAUAGAUGCUCAGGGUCAAGUUGCUAUUGCAAAUAGACUGAUAAAGUUUGCCCAACGGGAGUCUUUGGAGUCCUUACUGGACAGCGAUCUCUUAGAAAAGGAAACUGCAUAUUAUAAAUGUUUAAGAGUUUUGACAAAUUUGCGUGAGGGUAUGCAAGCGGCAUUGAGUUCUAAACUUGUAAUAAGCGCUGUUGUGGAGGGUUUGUUGUCGAUUAGGUUAACCACACGGAGGAUUGCAACAGAAACCCUAUUGUACAUGCUAACUGACGAUGAAUUGAAGACUGCAGAUACGGAUUUCGAUGCAAUAUUCCCUGUAUUGCAUGCUUUGGAUCAAGAGUCAAAAUAUUCAUCCAGUAUUCAUCUACGUGGCAGGCUUCACGAAACUAACAAAAGGAGGUCCUUACCAACAGGUAGAGCUGAUUUACAUGUUAUUGCCAAAAAAAUAGAACAAUGGCUUUAUGUUUUAGAAUAUACGUUAGAUGGUAGAGGCAGAAUGGGCUCCCUUGUUGGUGCCUCUGAGGACUACAAGAACGGUGAAAACACUGUACUCGAGUAUCUAUUGUAUUCUAUGAUUUUGAUAAACUUAUUGUGCUCCAGCCAUCCCGAUUUACACCAGAGGAACCUGUUGAGGUCGCGUUUGAAAAGCUAUGGUCUAUCAAGAGUGAUUAAAAAAAUGGAACUGCUAAAAUAUCCUGCAUUAGAAAAUGAAGUGAGCAAGUUUGAAGAUAGGACUUUGGAUGACUACAAUUCACUUAUGGCUAGUUCCACGGUGGAUUCAUCUGUAGAUAUGAAAGAUCCUGAGUCACUAUGGAACAACUUUUGGACCAGGCAUAAGGGCACGGAGUCAGAGGCACAUCUGUUAUCCUUAAUGCAGCAUUUAUUUCUGUGGAGUAGCAAAGCGUUUUCAGAAUCCACGGAUCCUGCGGAAGGUAGCAAACAGUUGAAAUUACUUGAUGCUUUGGUUUCCAAUGUUACAUUUUCAUCAAUUGAUACUGAAUCGGGCUUCAAUGGCGCAAUACAAAGGUUGUAUGAUGCUAUGCAGACUGAUGAAGUAGCACGUCGCGCAAUCUUGGAAUCUCGUGAAUUGACCAAAAAGUGCGAAGAAAUGAAAGCGGAACGAGACCAUCUCCAAACCAAACUCGCACAAGCACAAGAUGGUCUUGUUGGUCAAUUGCAAGGUGAGGUACAACAAUUACAACGUAUCUUGGAAAAGAGUAAUCGUGUUACAGAUCAACUAAAAGCAGAUUUGCAUGAUUUAAAAAAGAAGCAUCUUUUAGAAAAGCAUGAACAUGAAGUGGAAUUGCGGAAAAUGUUAACGAUUUUAAAUUCUAAACCUAACGAUGCCAGUAAUGAUGCUGUAUCACCCGAUGGGAUUAAUAAUAAAACGCCUUCUCCUCUGAAACCCGAAAAGAAAAUGGCAAUUCAAAAGGCCUUACAAGAUAGGUUACGUCAAACCGAAAAGGAUCUAACUAGAGAUUCCCGAAGGUUUGGAACUGUACCUGCACCAAACAGGAGGUUGAAGAUGUUAAGAUCCAAGAUGGAUGAUAUAGAAAAGGAAGCACUGAUGCUGGAAAUGACGAACUUUGCUGAGUUCAAAAAGGAAACCAAGGUUGAAGACUUGCCAAGAUUACAAUCGCCACCCAAAAUUGAAAGAAAUGUUCGUAGCGAAAAAGUUAAAGAAUUGGCAGCUUUGCGUCAAAGACUAGCUGUUAUUCAACAAGAAAGCAAUGAAAUUUCCAAAUUUAACGUUGAAGAGAGGGUUAAUGAACUGUUUUACGAAAAGAAAACUAAGGCAUUAGAUAGGUUGCGUGAUUUAGAGGAAAAAUACAGGAGCUUUGGAAUCGAUUUUAAUAUGGAAUCUGAGCUGCUCAUAGAAACCGACCGUGAAGGUGAUGGUGAUGCUAGUGUCGGUGAAGCCUCUAAUUCUACUGCUCCCAAUUCGUUAGAUUCAUGUGUCUUGGACCCCGCUCGCUUAGAUGCAAAGAUCGAGGAAAUGACAAAGAUUUUGGAGGAAUUAAACAGACUAAAGUGCCAGGUUGAUCCAACCACUGCCAAUAGUGGUGCUGAUAUUUCUACAUCUAUAUCCACAGAUGACUUUAACAUUGAUAAUACAUCUUUGCCAUCUACUGUAGUUGAGGGUUCACCAUCUUCUUACUUCAAAAAGGCAUCCCUCUCAACAUUUGCUUCAUCCUCAUUUUCCACUGAUGCCGAAGAUGAACUUUCCGCUGAAACUGCUGAAGAUAGUAAUAAGAACAACGAGGAUAGUGUUGUCGGUGAGCAUGGUGUUUCCCCCAGUGGCAGUGUAGCAAUGGAAAGGAGUGAUUCUAUAUUAACAACGUCAAAUACUAGCUUUUUGGAAAGUUUGUCUCAGAAAUAUGGCACGGGUACUAAUCUUCAACCUGCAGAAGAUGGUGCUAAACGUCUCAGUAGCUCUUCCGCAUUUCGUGCUGGUGAUUCUAGCCAACGCAAUAGUGGUUAUCACAGAAAGUCAUUCGUAAACCGGAUGAAGAAAAACAGCACGCCAAAAUCUUCUAGCUUUGUUGAUGAAGUAUCUCAAAAGAUGACUCCGGUUCAUGUUGCUCAAAGUCCGGACUCUCUUCAAAAUACUGCCACUAGUUCUUCAACCCCACAGAGCGCAAAAUCUGAAGAUGCUGUUGGAAUUGGCAUCUUUUCAAAAGGAACGAACACUGGUAUGGCAGUCGAUACAGCUAAUGAUGGUCAAACUCCCUGGAUAGAAAACGGUGAAGAUUCCAUUUCUCCUAUGAGUCCUUCAAAGAGAAAUUCCAAAUCCAAGAAUGUUUCAAAGGGUGUAUCUAAAGCUCCUCUACCUCCUCCGCUGCCACCAAUGUUUGUUAAUAAUAAUAAUAAUAAUAAUAAUAAUAAUAAUAAUAAUAAUGAUAAUAAUAAUAAUAAUCGCGAGGGCAUCUCCCUUUCAACAGCACCGUUACCUCCAGCUCCAGCUUUGCCGGCUAACUUGUUUGGGAAUACUUCGCUGCCUCCUACACCGACUGUACAAGAUGACGAUCAUGAAAAUGAAUCCAUACCACUGGCUCCUCCACAGCCUCCAGUAUUUCGUAACAUAUCGGCUGAAACAAAGCCUGGAGCAGCACCAGGAGGGCCACCACCUCCACCACCUCCACCACCACCUCAAUUAGGAAGAACUAAAAAGUAUAAGGGAUCAUCACCUUCUCCAUUGCUGCCCCAAUCUCCAUCACUGUUUGAGAAAUAUCCGCGCCCGAAGAAGAGAUUAAAACAAUUACACUGGGAAAAAAUUGACGAUCUAGAUAACUCUAUUUGGGAGAAUGCAAGAGCAGAGAAGUUUGCUGACGACUUAUAUGAAAGGGGCGUCUUAACAGAACUUGAGAAGGCAUUUGCAGCAAGAGAAAUAAAGUCAUUGAUUAGCAGGAAAAAAGAUGAGAAUAAAGUCACAUUCUUAUCGAGAGAUAUUUCACAGCAAUUCGGAAUUAAUUUACAUAUGUAUUCUUCGCUAACUGUUGAUCAGAUUGUGACAAAGAUUUUAAAAUGUGACAAAGAUUUCUUGAACACUCAAAGUGCGAUUGAAUUUUUAUCAAAACAUGAAAUUGUGGAAGUUUCAAUAAACAUGGCGAGAUGCUUUGCUCCUUACACCACCGACUGGGAAGGGGUUUCUUCGGUGGAAGAGGCUAAGCAACCAGAAAAAGAUCCAAACGAAUUGCAACGUGCAGACCAAUUAUAUUUAGACUUGAUAGUCAACUUACAAAGUUAUUGGAAUUCACGUAUGCGUGCAUUAAAAUUGAUUACGACUUAUGAAAAAGACUACAACGAUCUGAUCAUUAAAUUAAGGAGUCUAGAUAAAGCUGUUGGUGCGAUACAAAAAUCAGAAAAUUUGCGUAAUGUCUUUGAUGUGAUUCUUGCUGUUGGUAACUAUAUGAAUGAUUCAUCGAAACAAGCUCAAGGCUUCAAGUUGAGUACAUUGCAACGUUUGACUUUUAUUAAGGAUGAGAAGAACAGCAUGACCUUCUUAAACUAUGUGGAAAAAAUUGUUCGAACUAAUUAUCCAGGCUUUGAUGUUUUCUUGCAAGAAUUAGAACCAGUUCUCCAAGUUGUCAAGAUUUCUAUCGAACAGUUAGCCAACGACUGUGGUGAAUUUUGCUCUACCGUAACAAAUGUUGAAAGAUCCCUUGAAAUUGGUAACUUAAGUGACUCUUCCAAAUUCCAUCCGAAUGACAGGGUAUUAGCCAAAGUGUUGCCCGUACUACCAGAAGCUAGAAAGAGGGCAAACUUGUUAGCUGACGAAGUUCAACUUUCUCUAAUGGAAUUUGAAAGCCUAAUGCGGUUGUUUGGGGAGGACUCCGAUGACAAGUUUGCAAAGAACUCUUUCUUCCAAAAGUUUGCGGACUUCAUUUUAGAAUAUAAGCGAGCACAAGAGUUCAAUAAGAAAAUGGAAGAGGAAGAAAGGGCUUAUGAGCGCCGUAAAAUAAUGAUCGAAGAACAGCAAAAGAGAGCUAGAAAGAAUAUUCAGAUAGAUACAUCAUUUUCCAGGAGAGGUAGUAGUCUCUCAACUUCGUCUAUAUCUGCAUCCGGCGAUGACCGGGACGUAAUGGACAGGUUGCUGGAAAAGUUGAAAAAUGCAGGGCCCUCCAAGGCUGAUCCAUCUUCCGCCAGGAAACGCGCACUGGCAAGAAAGAAGCUAAUGGAUGGUAAAAAGUCCGGCUCCAUUAUCCUUGAUGGAUUGGAUGUCGAAGAAUUGGCUAACAUCCAAUCCGAUGGAUUGGAUGAUCAGUCAGAUAGUAACCCAGCAAUCCUUGGAUCACCAACAUCAACAGUAGGAGCUACUGCCGAUGUCGAGGGUUUGAACCCAGACCAUGAUCUUCCAUCUGCCCCAAUAAGCGCCGAAAAAGGCAGUGUUUCUUCAGCAUUGUCCCACUCAUCUGAGUCUCCGUCCAAAAAGAUUCUCGAUGAAGACGCUGUCACCCAUAGAGCAAGAAACCUAUUGCAAGAGUUGAGAAGCAGCGACGACCACACUGAGGACAGAAAAUCCCUCCUUGACGAACACAAGGAAAAAGUCAGACAGCGUCGCAAUAAAAAACUCAUUGAAGAAUCAGGUGGAAACAAUACUAGCAACGAGGUAAUGGAAGCCGUGCGUAGCACCGAGAAUCACGAAUCUACACCGAACUUCAAGUCUGUAUCACCUAACAACGACAUCCCCAUCACCACCCCCUCCGCCAUCCACACCCUCAGGACAGGCAGCACUCCAUCUACCGACGAAACUUCUGAAGAUGAUUUAAAUGAUAAAUACGUUGACGCAGAUACAUAA